Molecule: messenger RNA, 1780 nt
Organism: Panicum hallii
Lineage: Eukaryota; Viridiplantae; Streptophyta; Magnoliopsida; Poales; Poaceae
Exons: 13
Coding region: 134-1438 (434 amino acids)
Source: RefSeq, a predicted model, not a curated record
UCCGCGUCCAUCGCACCUGCUCCUGAUCCCACUCUCUUCCUCGCCCUCCUCGCGCCGUGAUUCUACUGCCGCGGCUUGUCUCCCGGUUCCUGCUAGUCUCUGAGUUCUGGUUCCGUCUCGCGCCGGUCUCGCCAUGGGGAAGAGCAAGAAGAGCAAGGCCCGCGGCGGCGGGGACGACCUGCUCGACAGCAGCGACGCCGACAGCGUGGGCUCCUCGUCCACCGUGCUGUCGGAUCUCUCCAUCUCGUAUGCCACCGAGCACGUCAAUUCGCAGGAGUUCGUCCUCGACAAGUACAUCGACGACCUCUACGAAAAGAGGGGAUCUACAAGAGAGGCAGCAUUGGUUAAACUGGUUGAUGCCUUCGAAAGUUUUAUGCUUCAUGGUCUUGUGGAGAACAAGUAUGCCACUCUUCUAAGUCAAUUCAACAAUUCUGUGAAAAAGGGAUCUACUAAGGAGGUUUUUCUGGCAUCUCGUGCCAUCGGGUUAUUGGCCAUUACGCUCGGUGCUGGGAGCAGUUCGCAUGAAAUUAUGGAGGAGUCACAUCCCCAACUUUGUAGAGUACUUCAAGCUUGGUCCGAUGCCUCAAAGAUGAUAUCUGCACUUGAUUGUUUGGCUGUCAUCACAUUUGUUGGUGCAACUGAUCUGGCUGAAACAGAGUUAUCCUUGAAAGCCAUGUGGGAUGUGAUUCAUCCAAAGUCUGGUUCAAAUGUGGGAACUGUCAGGAAACCUAAGCCUCUUGUGUUAGCAGCUGCUAUAUCUGCAUGGACAUUUCUCCUAACUACUAUUGGUUCAUGGAGGAUAAAUACUGACAGCUGGAAAGAGCCCAUCGCGUUUCUCUCUACUCUUUUAGAAGCAGAGGAUCGUGCUGUUCGAAUGGCCACUGGUGAAGCAUUGGCUUUGUGUUUUGAGUUAAAUCUGCUUGAUGUUUCUUCUUGUGAAGAUGGCGAUGCCAACACAGGAGGAACUGGUGGUUCUAAGAACAAGCUUUUCUUGGAUAUGCAAGCUUUAAAAGCCAAAAUAUCUGGUCUAGCCUCUAAUCUCUCCGCAGAGGCUGGAGGGAAAGGUGCAGACAAGAAAAACCUUACUGAUCAAAGAGACUUGUUUCAACGAAUCUUGGAUUUUGUCAAGUAUGGCGAAUGCCCUGAAGAAUCAAUUAAGAUUGCUGGAAAGCGUGAUGUCUUAAGGGUUUCAUCAUGGUCUGAACUAAUCCAGUUGAAUUUCUUAAAGCGGUUCCUUGGGAAAGGCUUUCUGAAGCAUGCGAAGGAGAAUGGACUUCUUCAAGAUAUAUUUGAUAUUAAGGUUGACACAACCGAAACUCUGUCAUCCACUGAUAAGAAAAUCUUUAGGUCUGAAGAAGAAAAAGAAAGAGCUUUGAAAUUGAACAAGGAGCGUCGUCUAGCCCAGGCGAGGAAGAACGCUGCUAUGUUGGUCGAGUAACAAGGUUACAAGGAUGAGAAAACAACAGCCAUUCUGUGUCUCUCUUUAUAUCUGAACAUUUAUCCCUGUAAACUACUGUUAGCACAACCCAUUGGAGCUUGUGCGUUCAUGAUAGUGUACGUGAUGCAAGAGUAAUAUUACACUACUGUUGGUGCAUCUGGAACGUCAGAUAGCAUGAUUUAUGCGGGAAUAUAGUUAUCAAGUUUCUUUGUAGUUGUCUACUUUCACGGCAGGUUUUGUUUGAGGGUCUGCCCCAUUCUAAGAUAUGUUGAUAUGUUGUCGCAGACAGUUACAUCACUCUGAUCCAUGAUGAUAUAUUGGUAUCGCUUGAGACAUGUUUUA